AUGGCCAUAUUUCCUGCAGGAAAAACAGGGGCCGAGGUCCGAGUGCCCAGGCCAGGACAGUGUUCCUGCCUGGCCCUAGGAGGGCUUUGGUUGGUCCCUCAGACUCUCUCCCGAUUUCCCAUCACCACUAUCUUUGGUGCUCCGACUUUGUUCCGCAUGCUGGUGCAGCAUGAUCUUACCAGUUACAAGUUCAUGAGUCUGCAGCACUGUGUAAGUGGAGGGGAGCCACUCAACCCAGAAGUGAUGGAGCAGUGGAAAAGAACGACUGGCCUGACUAUCUGUGAAGUAUAUGGACAAACAGAAACAGGAAUAGUUUGUUCCGUUUUCAAAGGGAUGAAGAUUAAACCAGGAUCAAUGGGAAAGGCAGUUCCCCUUUAUGAUGUUCAGAUCAUAGAUGAGAAUGCCAGUGUUCUGCCUCCUGGACAAGAAGGGGAAAUUGCCAUCAGAAUCAAUCCUGAGAAAACCGCUUCAUCAGAACAUGGAAAUUAUUUUGUCACGGGAGACAGAGGGACUAUGGAUGAAGAAGGAUAUUUCUGGUUUCUUGGAAGAUCUGAUGAUGUCAUCAAUUCUUCAGGGUAUCGUAUUGGACCAUCUGAAGUAGAGAAUGCCUUCAUAAAGCACCCGGAUGUAGUAGAAUCCGCUGCUGUCAGCAGCCCAGAUCCCCUCAGAGGCGAGGUGGUGAAAGCUUUUGUGGUCUUGUCACCUGCCUUUUCCUCGUGUGACCUGGAAAAAUUAACGCUUGAGUUGCAGGAGCAUGUCAAGAAAGUCACCGCUCCAUACAAAUAUCCCAGAAAGAUGGAAUUUGUCCAACAGCUACCCAAGACAAUCACCGGGAAAAUCAAGAGGAAUGAGUUAAGGAACAAAGAAUGGGGGUGA
Molecule: messenger RNA, 876 nt
Organism: Mauremys reevesii (Reeves's turtle)
Lineage: Eukaryota; Metazoa; Chordata; Testudines; Geoemydidae
Product: acyl-coenzyme A synthetase ACSM3, mitochondrial-like
Exons: 9
Coding region: 1-876 (291 amino acids)
Biological process (GO): acyl-CoA metabolic process; fatty acid biosynthetic process
Cellular component (GO): mitochondrial matrix
Molecular function (GO): fatty acid ligase activity; fatty-acyl-CoA synthase activity
Source: RefSeq, a predicted model, not a curated record